UUGAAUAGGGAAGUUUUGCAGGGCUUACGUGUGCAGUCCGUCCGCUGUUUGCAAAUAUUGUGCGGGCUCGCGAGCGCGUCUCCGGGCUCCGGCAGGACCCGAACCCGCGGCGCCUCUCCGCUGCGCGCGGGCCGUGCAUGCGCUGCCCCGGCGCCGCGGGCACGGCCGCUGCGCUCCCGGCCCCGGGCCGCACGCCUCCCCGUCCUCGCCGCCGCCGCGGGCACCGCCUCUCCCGCGCCGACAUGGACGUGCUCCCCAUGUGCAGCAUCUUCCAGGAGCUGCAGAUCGUGCACGAGACGGGCUACUUCUCGGCGCUGCCCUCCCUGGAGGAGUACUGGCAACAGACCUGCCUGGAGUUGGAACGUUACCUCCAGAGCGAACCCUGCUAUGUGUCAGCUUCCGAAAUCAAAUUCGACAGCCAGGAGGAUCUGUGGACCAAAAUCAUCCUGGCUCGGGAGAAAAAGGAGGACGCGGACCUGAAGAUGUCCUCCAGCCCCCCCGAGGAUGCGCUCCACAGCCCCGGCUUUGGCUACAACCUGGAGACCAACAGCCUGAACUCAGACGUGAGCAGUGAAUCCUCCGACAGCUCCGAGGAGCUCUCGCCCACCACCAAGUUUACCUCUGACCCCAUCGGUGAAGUGCUAGUCAGUUCGGGGAACCUGAGCUCCUCUGUCACCUCCACGCCCCCGUCCUCCCCAGAACUGAGCAGGGAGCCGUCCCACCUGUGGGGCUGCCUGCCGGGGGAGCCGCACCCUCCCGGGAAGGCGCGUGGCGGGACUGCGGGGAAGCCCGGCGACAAGGGCAGCGGGGACGCCUCCCCGGACGGCCGCAGGAGGGUGCAUCGGUGCCACUUUAACGGCUGCAGAAAAGUUUACACCAAAAGCUCCCACUUGAAAGCACAUCAGCGCACCCACACAGGAGAAAAGCCUUACAGAUGCUCAUGGGAAGGGUGUGAGUGGCGUUUUGCAAGAAGCGAUGAGUUGACCAGACACUUCAGAAAGCACACUGGUGCCAAGCCUUUUAAAUGUUCUCACUGUGACAGGUGUUUCUCCAGGUCUGACCACCUGGCCCUGCACAUGAAGAGGCACCUCUGAAGGGGCAGAGCGGCGACUCCUGCGGGCUAAAGAGGCUUCCAGGCUGAGACGGCCGUGGAAGAAGGGUGCGUGUUCCAGCCAAAGCCAUUUUGCACCCUCCCCGGUCACCUCCAGGACCUACUGGGAAGGUCUUUCGAGGGCGAAAAAAGUCAUGUCCGAAGCGGCAGAGCCCCCGGGGCGUGUGGUGUUUGGGUGGCCCCGGCCUCGCCACUGGUACCUAUCCUCUGAGUGGUCCCUGAGCCUUUGCCGUGAGCAUGUGCGCUGAGAAUGUUAGUGGUGGGUGGGCUGUAUGUGGAGGGUCUCCUACGGACUGUGUGAUGAAGCAGAGUCUUUCCCUUGCGAGACUGUAAGAGACAGAAAAAAAAAAAGUAGUUUGAAUGUUUUGUGUGUGAGGCGUGUUCCGUGAGAUGAGAUGGCCACCAAUCAUUUCCUGGGGGGCGGGGGGUGUCUGCGCCUUAGAGGAAAAAAAAAAAAAAAGAAAAAAAGAAGGGAAAAUGUGGAGGGCAGGCGUGGGCAGUCAGGACCCUGGAGUGGCGAGUGGGUGUGGGGAGGGGAGUCCCUUUCCCUCUGGCGUGUGACGAGAACUUUCGGCGUCUGGUUCAGCUGUGUGAAGUGAGUAGCCUGUGCUACUCUCUGCGACAGAGUUCAUUUGUUACCCGUUGUAUAAGCUGUGUAUCUACAAAUAUAACACAUUGAUAACUCUUCCUGCUAAGACAAAAGUAAUGCAUGGUCUGGGGAAUUAUCUGCUUUUCCAUUUUUAAAUCAGGACUACAGUUUUGAUUCCAGUUCACUGAGCAGCUAAGAUACGAUUCGUCGGAUUUGGUGACCCCUAGCCAUCUGGGCCUGGCAAUACACAAUCCUUCCCCCCUUCAAUUUCGUAACACUCCCCUUCCAGAGAGGUGUUGCGCAGCAUAGGACUAUUUGGUAAAUGGUUCCGAAUUUGAAUUACCUUUUUGGAGAAUUUCGUGAUGCCCUUGGAAGACAUUGGACAUGAGUUGGGUGUCCAGGACACUAGGGCUGGGAAUUGCUGGUCUGAUGUCCCAUUAGACUCAGAACCUAAAAAUUUUCUCAGUUGGGUGGAUAAAACCACUAAAGCUUAGAAACUGUUUUCUCACGCAGCUAAGUUUCUCUUAUUUAUGCCUUGAGGACUAAUUUCUGGUUUUCUAGCUGUAAAUGCACUGUAGAUCUUAAUAAUGGUGCCUUACGCAAGUGGCCCCUUAUGUGGGGGUCUCCUACAGGGGUAUAGGUGAUGCAUGCUUUAUUAAGGCUCUUUUUUCACCUGGCUUUGUACUGUAUCAAUAUAUAAUAUAGAGAAAAAAAAAUCUCUUUAAGGUCCUCCUUCACAAAGUCAAAUAGAUGAAAACCCCCCAAACAAGUCAAUAGUUACUGAAUAGUUUAGAUAACCUGACUGUCAGUGUUAAAGUGGAAAACACGUGAUAAUUGGAAAAUCAGACCAUUUCUGCCACCGUGAGACUUCCGUAUAGACUUUGCACAACAGUUGUACAGAUCAUACACCGGCUGUGUUUAAUAUGUAACAUUUUCACACGUAUUAAAGAUACAGAAAUAUAAAACAAUGUAUUUGCUUAAAAGGCACAAGUUUCUCGCAUAUCUAUCUAGCUAUCUGUUGGUAACACAGAAAGUAUAUUACUUUUUUUUAAGUGGGCGGAAUUCUUGUGUAUGUUUAUCUGUGUGUAUAGUAUGCGUAUGUGUGUGUGUGUGUAUAUAUAUACAUAUAUAUAGAUAAUAUAUAAAUAUUUUUUUAAAGAGAAGUUAGAAUGUGUAACUAGAAAAUUCCACAGCCUGUGAAGACAUAUUUGAAAAUGGCCAUAAAGGAGGUAAAAAUGAAAACCAUAACUUUGAUAAAGGUUUUACCUUUAAUUUAACAGUUUGCUACAGGCUCUUGCAUUAAAUCUCUUCCAGACUGCCGACGCACUCGUCAUAUUGGCAGGUCUGGGAUAGGGCACCUUGGCCAUUCAGAACUGGCAUGAACGGAAUACUAGCCCGCUGGUUGGUCUCAGACACACUAAGGUUUUGAUUUCGAAUGUCAGUCUUAUUGAAGAUCUAACCUAAGAGUAAGCUAAUCACAGGGAUUCUUUUUUAGAGCACUUUUAUGCAGAUGAAGCUAUUUUUUCCAGCACAUAGAUUCUUCCAGUUUUUCCAACGAGUAAUUUCCCCGAAUUGGCAUACCGCAGCGUGGACAGCUGGUCCUCCAUCCAGCUGCUGGCAUGUGGGUGUGGAUCUUUUCUUUAUAUAUAUUUAUAUAUAUAUUUAUAUAUAUACACAUAUGAGUCUGGCUGGGCUGGUAUUUUGUUUGAUCUUCCUGGAAAUGAGCAAUGGUGAAAGCUCACAUAACUUUUUUUUUUUUUUUUUUUUUAAUCUGGGCUGAUGGAUACACUUACCUAAAGAACCCAUUUCAUUUUGCUGAGGGGGAAAAUGCACUUUUCUUUUGGCAAUUCCAAAUCCAGGCAUUUGGUUUGCUGGAUUUUGGAAAACUCCUUUUUUGGCCCUGCUGUGAGCUUAGCCAUAACAAUUCCAUUAAGCAAGAAGGUAAACAGAAGACAAAAAAAAAAAAAAAACAA
This is a messenger RNA of Hippopotamus amphibius kiboko, 3673 nucleotides long. It is a transcript of the gene KLF6, whose product is annotated as KLF transcription factor 6. The record is from RefSeq and is a predicted model, not a curated record. The coding region runs from base 138 to 1094 and encodes 318 amino acids. NCBI's taxonomy places the organism in Eukaryota, Metazoa, Chordata, Mammalia, Artiodactyla, Hippopotamidae. The transcript has 4 exons. Gene Ontology annotation, molecular function: RNA polymerase II cis-regulatory region sequence-specific DNA binding; DNA-binding transcription factor activity, RNA polymerase II-specific. Gene Ontology annotation, biological process: regulation of transcription by RNA polymerase II.